Messenger RNA from Antrostomus carolinensis (chuck-will's-widow), 1388 nucleotides. Its product is annotated as zinc finger protein 629. The transcript has 4 exons. Lineage: Eukaryota; Metazoa; Chordata; Aves; Caprimulgiformes; Caprimulgidae. The annotation marks the transcript as partial. The record is from RefSeq and is a predicted model, not a curated record.
ACGACAGCAUCAUCCAUAUCAAGCAAGAGGAAGAGUUGUGUGCUGCAAAUCAGCAGGAGGAGGAGGCUGGAGAAGCUCCUGAGGAGCCCUGCCCAGCAGAACAAGAGUUUUAUGAGCCUGAGGCUUCAAAUCAGACCAAGAAAGGCAAAGAGGCCUACACCAGGGAGCUGCCAGACGCGGAGGGUGAGGAUCUCCCGAGAGACCCUGACGCAGGAUUUCAGACUUACCCAGCGGAUGUUUUAUCCUGGAUUAAACAAGAGGAGGAGCCACGCUGCCCAGAACCACAGGACUUGGAGAAAGAAGAAAACUCUCCAGAUUCCAGUACAGUGCAUGAUGAAAACACAAAGAGAGACACUGCAGCAGAUUGCUUGGAAAGCACCGCACCGGCGUGUGACUUGGAGGUACCAGCAAGACCUAGAGAGAGGUUUUCCAAGGAUCCUAGUCCUGGAGUGACAUGGGACAGUCAGUGGAAUUCAGAAAUGAUGGAAACAAACACCAGUGGGAACAGCCUUGUGGGUGACACUCAGCAUGACCGGGGGUUUGGUGAGCACUUGGAUUUCUUUAGUGCUCAAGAAAACAGUGUUGGAAAGAGACCGUGUGCGUACAACAAAUGUGAGAGGAAUUCCAGCCAGCAGGAACAUCUCCACACUCCCCAGGGAGCCCGAGAAGGGGAGAUGUUUCCAGGCCCCACAUGUGAGAAGAAUCUCAAUGAAAGGAUGUUCCACCUGCUCCACUCGCAGCCGUGUCCUCCAGGUGAGAAAGACAUUGGGCAGGGGUCUGCUCCUGCCUCCUGCGAGGGGCUGCCCGCGGGGUCGCAGCUGGUGGCACCACGCACCGAGCGUGGACAGAACCCUGCAGGUGGAACCAGGAGGCUUCCUGACCACAACAGCCUGGGUGGAGAGGAGAACCUGUCUGUGGAAAACGAGGAGAACUUCUCCACAGAAAACCCAUUGUCCAGUCCCUGCUGGGACCAUCCACAGGACAAGUCGGACGCCUGCACCAGGUGCCGGCAGCAGCAUUUUGCACCACGGGGCAGCGCCACAAACCAGCAGCAAAACCAGAGCCGGGGCAAGUCCUACAUCUGCAGUGACUGUGGGAAGAGCUUUGUUUGCCAUUCCUGGCUCGUUAGACACCAGAUGACACACACGGGAGAGAGACCCUACAAGUGCUCUGAGUGUGAUAAAAGCUACAGGAGAAAAGAUUAUCUCCUAAACCACCAGCGCCGGCACUCGGGAGAGGGGCUUUUCCAGUGUCCCCUCUGCAGGAAAAGGUUUGUGCUCAGGAGGAGUUUCAUGAAGCAUCGGGAAAGUCACGUGCAAGAAACACAUCUGACGCUGGCGGGUUGGCCCUGCGCAGAGAUCAGGGGGUCUGUCAUGCACUCUGUAUAA